GCCGCACGUACAAUAGUUGUCAGCCGACCUCUUUUGUCGAUCGGCGUGCGAUUGCAAGUUUGUUUACAUCGAGUUGGUGCGAUGCAUAGCGCGUCUACUAAUCGCGAGUGUGCUAGCCGGUCGCCGGUUACGCCAAAUUACGAGUGAAUCGGACAAUGCUCGGAGUUAUUACGUAGAAACUUUUUGUGUUUGUGAACUUUGUUUGCUUGGACUAAAAAUAAGUGAUCUCGGUGACGCCAAAUUUAAUGAACUGUGUUUAUGAUUUCUACGACUAGAACUCGAAGUGCCAUUUAAAAAAAAAAACUCUUUAAAGUGAUAGUCGGUUAAGUUGUCGACUCAACGAAUUUUCAAGAAUUUUCGAUGAUAUUUACGAAGAUUUUGGAAACAUUUUCUACAAUAUUGAGAAAUUUUGAAGUUGACUAGUGCUGUUUGCAAAUUGAGAGAGAUAUAACAAAAUCUGAUUUUUCUAAGACAAGGUUUAUAAGGUGGUGCAGAAUUUAAGGGCAAAAGAGUCCCGAAAAAAAAGCAGCUAGCAUUUAUGCAUAAAAAACAAACGGCGAUCUAUCCUCGAUUCUUCCGUAGGAAAAGACGCUGCGAGAAACAAAGAUGGCUAUAGCAUUCAACUUGCCGAGUGAGAGAGAGGCAACAGAAGAGAACUUCUCGAGGUUGAACCGGCUCCUAGCCGAGUUGUACGAGGUUCUAUGCCACAUCCUGGUAUCGCGGCAGCCUGGGCAAGAAGCUCAGGAAACCAGGCGAGAUCGCCCCUUCUCCGAAUCGGACCUGGACCGCCAUAACUCCCCACCGCCGCAAAACCGCCGUUCAGCUUCCUCGCCCCCCCUCACCCUGACCUUCGACUCAGACCUCGAAGAUGAUGUCUUCGUGUGUCCCCGAACAGAUAACGGGAACGACCCAUUCUCGACCACGAACCUUGAGAUCUUCGGCUACGGGAGCCCUAGGACUCCUGCUGGGGUGCUCCUGAGUCCAAGAAGGGAUAGAAAGUUCACGUUCUCGGUGUCCAGCGAGAAGCAUUGGAGGGAUAAGGGGGGGACGGAUGUGGCUGAUGGAGUAACUGAUGCCGAUGUGACUGAUGCUGUAACGAGUCCAACAAGUUCAGAAAAGUCCGAGGGUUCCAUCUCAUCAAUCAUCAAAGACAAGCUACCAGGCUCCAUCUGCACGGUCGUCCUCUUCAUGUUAGGCUGGAAGCUGCUGUCCAAUAAACGGUGAAUUAAUAUAAACAUUGAUCAGAACUGAAGCUAACGAGUAAUGUAAAGCGUGCGAAGAAUAAUGUCCGGGUUAUUCUAAAUGUCACGUGUAUUAUAAUAUAUUGUAUAUAGUGAAUGAAAUAGUGGUAAAAUUAAAUGUAAAACAAUAAAUUACUCACUCAUAGAGUUUUUAGUUGCAAAUUGAUUAAACUUAUCGGUUUAAUAGUCAUUAUGUGAGUUAGUCAAUUGAAGUUUUGUCACAUUAUUAAAAUUAUUAGUAA
Messenger RNA from Amyelois transitella, 1483 nucleotides. RefSeq lists its product as uncharacterized. The record is from RefSeq and is a predicted model, not a curated record. The transcript is spliced from 3 exons. Bases 607 to 1224 code for a protein of 205 amino acids. Lineage: Eukaryota; Metazoa; Arthropoda; Insecta; Lepidoptera; Pyralidae.